Molecule: messenger RNA, 983 nt
Organism: Parasteatoda tepidariorum (common house spider)
Lineage: Eukaryota; Metazoa; Arthropoda; Arachnida; Araneae; Theridiidae
Product: succinate dehydrogenase [ubiquinone] iron-sulfur subunit, mitochondrial pseudogene
Source: RefSeq, a predicted model, not a curated record
UUCCUCACUUUCACUGACAUUAGUAAUUUUUAGAUUUCAGUGAAUACUUGUUAAUUUCAUGCAUCUGUAAGAACUAGUUAUUUGUACUUUGUACUAUAAAUAUCGUUUAAGUACUCGAAAACUGAUAUUAUGGCAUUUGUAAAAAGCAACUUGUUAUUAUCAAAAUACAAGCAAAUGUAUUCAUAUUUCAUUUCUGGCAUUAAAAUCGUAAGAGAAGAGUCCACAGUAUCUCCAAUCAUAAAAACUUUUUCAAUUUAUCGUUUUGAUCCGGAAUCUUCAAAGAAAAAGCCACGUAUGCAAAAAUACCAAAUAGAUACAAAUAAUUGCGAAUCAACAGUUUUGGACGUUCUGUUCAAAAUAAAGAAUGAAAUAGAUCCUUCUUUGACGUUCCGUCGAUCAUGCAGAGAAGGUAUUUGUGGUUCUUGUGCCAUGAAUAUAGAUGGAUUAAAUACUCUGGCUUGCUUACAUAAGUUCGACCCUAACGACAAAAAUGUUGUCAAAAUAUACCCACUUCCACAUAUGUACGUUAUAAAAGAUUUGGUGGUGGACAUGGACCAAUUCUUCGAACAGUACAAAUCCAUUCAACCUUGGUUGCAAAGAAAAAUCGAAAAGUCAACUGAUCGAAAGCAAAUCCUGCAAAGCGUUGAAGAUAGAAAAAAAUUAGAUGGUUUAUAUGAAUGCAUUUUGUGUGCAUGUUGUACAACUUCAUGCCCAGAGUACUGGUGGAAUGGUGAAAGAGGAUUUCUUGGUGCGUCAGUUAUUUUAAAUGCCUAUCGUUGGAUUAUUGACUCUCGAGAUGAAGCUACAGAGAAGAGAUUGGAUAUGAUGAAAAACAAAGUUUCAAUAUACAAGUGCAAAACAAUCAUGAACUGUACAUUGGCAUGCCCGAAACAAUUGAACCCAGGAAAAGCUAUAGCUGAAGUCAAAAAAUUGGCGAGUGGAUUAGUUAAAAUCAAGCCACCAAAAUCGCCCCAUUAAUUAAG